Molecule: messenger RNA, 3513 nt
Organism: Amoebophrya sp. A25
Lineage: Eukaryota; Dinophyceae; Syndiniales; Amoebophryaceae
Source: the annotation of a GenBank genome assembly
CCGUGAUACAUAUUGUGGUAAUAGAAAAUGAUGGCAAAGUCAGAGCAAAAAAAUCCUCUCCCAACAUCAUACUCAUAGUUUGAUCACUACAAGAAGCUGUUCUUCGAAGACCUAAGGUGGGCAUAUUUUCCGUUGUUGAAAUUACACUGGGGAACUACUAGCACUAGGUGGGGUGAUAUUAUCUUUAUCAAAUAUCAUGUAGCUUACGACUCCUUUCUUGCUCGCCCUUGAGAAUAUGAAAAUGAUGCAUGUGCCAUGUUCGGCUGCUUGACAAACAAUCCGUGUAGCAUGAUACACUGUGUGAUGUUAAGUGGUUGUGAAUCAAAAUCAUCAUGAAGAAGGACGAAUGGAUAGCCACAACAGCAGGCAGUUGUGCCUAUGCGAUGAUGAUGUUGAUGAUGAUAUCGCCCGCUCCCGUUGUGUAGCUGUAACCGCCUCAGCAGUGUCAACGAAGUCGCUCGCAAUAGCUGGCCGCAUAGAACAAGUAAAAAAAAUGCGUCACGCUUAGAAACUACAACUAGGUAGAAGAGUGUGAACGACCAAUAUGAUCAUAGAUGUUCGCCGCGAUGAGCACAUCAGCAGUACCAGAGCAUCUUCAACCUGCUCCUUCCAGCUUUUUUGGUUGUUACCUGCUGAACUCGGAGUCGCAGCCUCGAAGAAGCUAUGUCGGUUUUACUGUGGACCCUAGGAAACGGAUUCGACAGCAUAACGGCGAAAUCCUUGGAGGGGCACGAAGAACACAGCGUGGCGAUGGACGCCCGUGGCGUAUGGUUCUCGUUUUAAGGCACGGAUAUUAUCAUUCUACUUACUUAACUCAUCUAGAUUUGAUCGUGAUGCAGCAGCCUUACCUUCUUCGUGUCAUGGUCUCCUUCUUAUCGUCCCUUUUGUUCUCCUUUUCAGGUAUGGCACAGCUUCAAGUUCACCUAGUUCGCGGUGGUAUUCAGACACCUCCGUGGGCGCAUUUGAAAAUUAGAGAUGAGAAAUUUUUAGAAAAGGCCGCGCUCUGCCUCCUUAUUCGUCUAUCAACUCCUGUACUAGUUCCCCACAGGUAGAAGCACUACCAAAUGCUAGAAGUAUCUAUGUAUAGUGAUGAUGAUGAAGACACGACACCAUUAAUUUCCGUCUGGGGUUUUCCGAAUAAAGUGGCAGCCUUACAAUUCGAAUGGGCAUGGCAAAACCCGCAUCUUAGUCGGAGCGCAAAAGAGGCCAUCGAAGGUAGUAAGCUGUCCUGGGACGCACACGUAGUGGAUACGAAACUAUAUCCACCAACCUUGUUGAAAAGACUGAAUUUAGGAUUAGAAGAAAUUCGCGUUCAUCUACAAGCUUAAGUACAAGAAUAGAACUUGAACGUUUAUUUGACAAGUGGAAAUAGACGUUCUAUGCUGUAAGUACAAGGACAUGAGAAAACGCCGUCGACCUAGACUUCCAAGAAUUCGAGCCAAGAAUUCGAGAUAAUUUUAAUUAUCCUCGUUUUCAAUAUCAAUGUAGUUGACUGAUGAUCAUGAUUCAACCGAUGUGCUACUUCUGCUCUAAGAAACCCUGCUAGAACAACGCGGCGACGACCUUUUUUAUCGAAUGAAGAGCAUAUUGAGGUCAUGCGCCUCUUGCUGCGUGCGGAGCCGUAUCGACGCAUGGCUCUCAAUGUGCACUUUCUUUUAAGGCGUAGGAAAUAGUCAAGGCGUAGGAAACGUAAAGGAGUAGGUUUCAGUUUGCGAAAAGUCAUUAGGAGGUAGAGUAGGAAUAUUUAAAUCCCUAUGCAAACGCCACGACUACAUCAUGAACUUUCUCGAUGAGUGAAUGUAAAGGCACCGCACCGUUCAAAUACUCACGCUCAUGCGCAGUCUAGGGUACCAUCGCAGCUUUUCCGUCUUCAGGAGUUGAUUGGAAGACUACAACCCCAGCACUCCGCCCCUACUACAAGUGCAUCUGGUGCGUCUUCUGAACAUCAUGCACCUGGAGUAGGAGCACUUGGUUCUACCUCCUCGUCCAGAGACCUGACGUCAGGGCCAACAAGAACUUCCUUGGCCCUUCCGAAUCACAACGUGACGGCAGAAGUGGCUAUCGCUCCACACGGUUUGCGUGGUAAAUUGACUCUGCAACAAUUUAUUGCUAUUGGCUCUGAAGACAAUAACAAGUCAGCUGUUGUUGAUAGAGAUCGAGUACCUCUUCCACAGCACAUGCGCCUUACAAAGGGGUCGAUGGAAGAUUUGGAGCAGGAAGUACAUAACAAAAUUUAAGGCUGCUUACUUUUUUUGACGUGCUGUUUACAUAUUAGUCAUAGAAGCAUGUAUGAUAAAUAUAUGAUAGAUGGUGUGUCAAGAAAUUGACCUCUUUUAAGGUGUAUCCUGGUGCCCCCCGACCUCUAGCUUCUAAGAUAUCAAUGGUCCUCGAAAUGGUGAACCAGGAGCUUCUUCAGCGUGCGCUUUCUGUGGAGAUAAUGUUGCGCAGGCAGUAGGACUUUUAAGAAUCUUCUUGCGGACUACGUGCUUGUUCUCAAUUAUCUUCUUCUUGUGGCACCAUCCUCAUGUCUUCUACUUCUGAGGAUCUCUACGUUCUCUGCUAUAACUACUCUAAAAAUCGUUCAAGAAGUCCAGGAGCAGGAGGAGUCCUCGGCCUCUCGUCCUGCUGGGGUCUUUGACUCCACCAUUCCUGCAUGGAAAGGACGGCCAAUAAGCUGUUUGAACUGUGGAGCAGUGUUUCACUUGCGCUGUCUCGCUGAGCACUUUUUACAGAACGGUACUACCUCUGGCGAAGAGCAGCUCGUACCAAGCAGGCCUGCUUCAUUUAAGAGUCUUCGUUUCUUCAAGUAGUACGCACUUGAGAUACAUGUAGUAGACUGAGACUUCUGACUGCCUGUUGCACUAAGAGGAGUCUCCAAUACAAGAAGGAUCCUUGUUCUACUUAGCACGAUUCAUUCCGUUUCAUUUUGAGGCUUGCUCUCUCCUUACUAAUCAACUAGGUAUUUUUUCCUGGCUUACCAGGAGUUAGCACAAAAAAUACAUGCUUACCAGGAGUUCGUACAACCUCUAAUAUGCUUGUUCUGUUGACGUCUCUCUAACAUGCGCACUCGCUGUGGUCAUUCCUUUAUGUGGACUGAGCUUCUGCGGACGUGUCCUCGAGAAGAGGAAGAGUCUGAAGGGGAAGAAGAUCUUGAGAAUUAUGAGGUCCUGGACGUGGACGACUUGGAAGAUGAUGGAGCAUAGAAAUCCACGCUCGACUUCUUGGCAUAGAAUCCUUACGGAAGUGGACGACUUGGAAGAUGGAAAAAUUCCAUUAUUUUUAUUCGCUCUAAAAGUACUUAAAAAGGUAUGUUGGAUAAAGUGGAGGACGGCUUGGAAGAUGGAGUUGGUGAAAAUGACUGAGGACGGCGAAUGCAGGAGAUCAUUACUUGAGAGCUCAUUAUCUCAUCUGCGGAUGGCGGUGCUGGAGGUCGAGGUGAAAGGUGAUGAGUCAGUGAUAAUGAACAAAAACAUCGAUGUUCCCACUGCUUUUAAUCUGGUGUUUCAUUCCUAC